CCAGUCAGAGGACAUGUCCUCAGAGCUGCUGCUGUCUGUCCAACUCAUCUUGUCUUCUGUUGUCUCUCAGUCCAACAGGUGGAGGUAAAACCAGGGGACGAGUCUGUCCUGCUGCCCUGCAGAACCACAGAGGAUCUGGAUGGAGACGUUAGAGUGGAGUGGAUGGACGGAGACAACAGGAAGGUCCAUGUGUAUCAGAACGGUUCUGAUCAUCCUGGAAAACGGGACCAGUUCUGCAAAACCAGAACCAAGAUGGAUGAAAACCUGCUGAAGACUAAAGACCUCAGUCUGACUCUGCAAUGGCCCACAUAUGAAGACAGAGGGAUCUUCACCUGCAGAGUCUUCAACAGAGACAGAGACGUCCUGAUGGAGAAACAAGUUGAUCUCCAGGUCAAAGUCCCAAAGGUGGAGGUGGAAUCAGGGGUGGAGUCUGUCCUGCUGCCCUGCAGAACCACAGAGGAUCUGGAUGGAGACGUUAGAGUGGAGUGGAUGGACAGCAGAUACAGGACGGUCCAUGUGUAUCAGGACGGUUCUUAUCGUCCUGCUACACAGGACCAGUUCUACAGAACCAGAACCAAGAUGGAUGAAAACCUGCUGAAGAAUAAAGACCUCAGUCUGACUCUGUCCUGGCCGACUGAUGGAGACAGUGGGAGAUUCACCUGUAGAGUCUCCAACAGUUCAAGAAUCAUCCUGAUGGAGAAACAAGUUCAGCUCCAGGUCAAAGCCCAACAGGUGGAGGUAAAACCAGGGGUGAAGUCUGUUGAGCUGCCCUGCAGAACCACAGAGGAUCUGGAUGGAGACGUCAGAGUGGAGUGGAUGGACGGAGACAACAGGAAGGUCCAUGUGUAUCAGAACGGUUCUGACCAGCCUGGAGAACAGGACCAGUUCUACAGAACCAGAACCAAGAUGGAGGAAAACCUGCUGAAGACUAAAAACCUCAGUCUGACUCUGAGACGACCCACAUAUGAAAACGGAGGGACCUUCAUCUGCAGAGUCUCCAACAGUGACGGAGACGUCCUGAUGGAGAAACAAGUUCAGCUCUGGGUCAAAGCCUGUGGUUCUGCUGAGGUUCUGGAGGUCCAGGUUUCCAGCUGCCUGCAGGUCAUCUUCAUCGUUGGUUCUGGUGUUUCUCAUCUUCCUCCUAACAAUCCUCCACAGAUUCUCUCUGAGGUUCUGAUCAGGCCCGUUUGCWGGUCCAGUUCCACCAUGAAGCAGCUUCUGGAGCCUCUGGCAGUUUUGGGUCGGUACCGAGUUCUGCUGGGAAAUAAAACCAACGUCUCCAUCCAGCAGAGGAAGCAGGAAGAAUCUARCAUGUUCUGGUUGAGGCUGUUCUGA
Poecilia reticulata (guppy) is the source of this 1335-nucleotide messenger RNA. The record is from RefSeq and is a predicted model, not a curated record. NCBI's taxonomy places the organism in Eukaryota, Metazoa, Chordata, Actinopteri, Cyprinodontiformes, Poeciliidae.